This is a messenger RNA of Clupea harengus (Atlantic herring), 823 nucleotides long. RefSeq names its product GTPase IMAP family member 9-like. Lineage: Eukaryota; Metazoa; Chordata; Actinopteri; Clupeiformes; Clupeidae. The transcript has 3 exons. The record is from RefSeq and is a predicted model, not a curated record. The coding region runs from base 47 to 823 and encodes 258 amino acids.
UUAUUCAGAAGAACUAUAACCUGCACUGACUGACUUGUGCUUCUUCAUGUCAGGUGAUUCUCUUCAUCUGUCAGAGUUGAGGAUUGUGCUGCUGGGAUACAGAGGAGAUGGGAAGAGUUCAUCAGGAAACACCAUCCUGGGCAGAGAGGAGUUUGAUACUGUAGGGAGAACAGCUCAGAGUGUGAAGAGACAGGGACAAGUAGCAGGGAGGCAGGUCACUGUGGUGGAGGCUCCAGGAUGGUUCAUCAAUUCUCAGUUAGAGGAAACUCCUGAACUGACCAAAGAGGAGAUUGGGCUCAGUGUGUCUCUGUGUCCUCCUGGACCCCACGCUCUGCUGCUGGUCAUACGUGUGGGCUAUUCAUUCACGGAGACAUAUAAAAGACCAGUGCAGAAACACCUGGAGCUUCUCAGUGAGAGUGUGUGGAGUCACACUAUAGUGCUGUUCACCCGUGGAGACUGGCUGGGAGACACACCCAUUGAGCAGCACAUUGAGAGUGAAGGAGAGAGUCUGCAGUGGCUGGUAGAGAAAUGUGGGAACAGAUAUCAUGUCUUCAACAAUCAGAAGAGAGAAGAUCACAUGCAGGUUACACAGCUGAUGGAGAAGAUAGAAGAGAUGGUGGCAGGAAACAGAGGACACCAUUAUAAGAUUGUGCUGGUGUAUGGAACAGUGAACCAGUGUGGAGUGUGGAACCGUGUUCCAGUGUGGAGUGUGGAACCGUGUACCAAUGUGGAGUGUGUUGGUGGUGUGCCGCUGCAGCUCAUGUACGGGUUGCCAUGCACUGCGGGGGGCUGGCAGAGUAGCCGGGGGGCGGGGACACCUUGA